Messenger RNA from Archocentrus centrarchus (flier cichlid), 1833 nucleotides. It is a transcript of the gene pdia2, whose product is annotated as protein disulfide isomerase family A, member 2. Gene Ontology annotation, cellular component: endoplasmic reticulum. Gene Ontology annotation, molecular function: protein disulfide isomerase activity. The record is from RefSeq and is a predicted model, not a curated record. Gene Ontology annotation, biological process: protein folding; response to endoplasmic reticulum stress. The coding region runs from base 1 to 1761 and encodes 586 amino acids. The transcript is spliced from 11 exons. Lineage: Eukaryota; Metazoa; Chordata; Actinopteri; Cichliformes; Cichlidae.
AUGAAGAUUCACAGGCUUUUGUUCAUAACUCUGCUGGGCCUGCUGCUGUGGGCCUCCUGCACGCAGGCCGAGGACAGCACUGACAGCCAGACAGAAUCGCAAGAGGAGACAUCUGAGGAGGCAACUGAGGAGGCAACCGAGGAGGCAGAGGAAUCCAAAGAGGCCCCAAAGAAAGAGAAAACAACUGAAAUAGAGGAGGAGAAUGAUGUCAUGGUCCUCCACAUCAACAACUUUGAAAGGGCUCUCAGCGAGAAUCAGCAUUUACUCGUUGAAUUCUAUGCUCCUUGGUGUGGUCACUGUAAACAGCUGGAGCCAAUUUACGCCGAGGCUGCUGGGGUGCUGAAGCAGGAGAAGCCGGCGCUGCGUUUGGCCAAAGUGGACGCCACGGAGGAGAAAGAGCUGGCUGAAGAGUUUGACGUCGGAAGCUUCCCCACUCUGAAACUGUUCAUCAGAGGAGACCGCAAGGAGCCCGUCGACUACACCGGUAAGAGGACAGUGAAGGGGAUAAUCCAGUGGCUGAAGCGACGCACUGGCCCCGGGGUUCCAGCCCUGGACUCUGCAGACUCUGCAGCUCAGUUCAUAGAAGCCCAUAACAUCACUGUCAUAGGAUUCUUUGAGAGCCUGGAUAGUGAGCCUGCUCAGGUAUUAAAGGAAAUUGCUAUGAAUAUGCCUGACACAGAGUUUGCACUCACGGCAGCUCCAGAAGUUUUCCAGAAGUAUGAGGUGAAAGGCAGCUCUGUGGUGCUCUUCAAAAAGUUUGAUGAUGGCAGAGCAGACUUCGUGUUGUCAGAAGGGAAGCUGGAUAAAGACAAUGUGACCACCUUCAUCAAGCAAAACAGCCUGGAGCUGAUCAUUCGGUUCAGGCAGGAGACAGCAGACAAAAUCUUCAACUCUGGCAUCAACCUUCACAGCCUUCUGUUCGUAAACUCCACUGUGGAGAGUCAGAUGAGCCUGGUGGACGAAUCCAGGACUGUUGCCAAAGAGUUCAAGGGCAAGAUGCUGUUCAUCAUGAUUGAUGUCACAGAAUCCCUGUCACACGUGCUGAACUACUUUGGCGUGUCUGAGGAUGACGCCCCCACUGUACGCAUCAUCAAUAUGGACACGGGAAAGAAGUAUGCUAUAAUCUCAGAGGAUCUGACAGCAAGUUCACUGCAACAGCUGUGCCAAGAGGUUAUGGAUGGUGCUGCAAAGCCCUUCUAUCAGUCAGAGGACAUCCCAGAGGACUGGGACAAAGGACCAGUUAAAGUCCUGGUGGGAAAGAACUUUGAGUCCGUUGCUCUGGACCCGACAAAAAAUGUCUUUGUGGAGUUUUAUGCUCCGUGGUGUGGACACUGCUCAGAACUGGCUCCGAUCUGGGAUCAGCUUGGUGAGAAAUAUGCUGACCAUGAUGACAUCAUCAUAGCCAAAAUGGACGCCACAGUCAAUGAAGUGGAAUCUGUUGUCGUUAAGAGUUUUCCAACACUCAAAUAUUUCCCAGCUGGUGACAAAGAGAUGGUUGACUACACUGGAAAAAGGGACCUGGAGACAUUUUCUAAAUUCCUGGAGGCUGGAGGAGUUUUGCCUGAAGAGGAAAAUGAUGAGGAUGAUGAUGAGGAUGAUGAUGAGGAUGAGGAAGAGGAAGAGGAUGAGGAUGAGGAGGAUGAGAAGAAAGAAGGAGAGGGUGAUGAGGAAGGUCAUGAUGCAGAGGAAGGUGGCGAUAGCAAGGAGACUGAUGAGUCUGCAGAGGUAAAGACCAAUAAAACAUCCAAAGAUGAGCUGUAAUGUCACUUUUCAGCCAAUCAGGAUCAACCUAGCAACUUUGAAUUUUCUUAAUAAAAGUGAUACAGGUUUUAA